AGUUAAAGUUAAACCAAAACCAACACGUUAAACUCAUCUCAUUUUUUCCACUUCACAAGUCACAACCCACAACUCACACAUAACUCCGUCACUCUAGCCGUCUUCUCCUCCUGUUUUUCUCACCUGAACUUUAUGUCUUCAGACACCGCCGUCAUAGCUUGGGGUUCAGGGGAAGAUGGUCAAUUAGGAAUAGGCAACAAUGAGGAGAGAGAAAGGGUUUGCCAAAUUAAAGCUCUUGAAAACUACACUGUUUCCUCUGUUGUUGGUGGUAGUCGUUACUCUCUUGCUCUUUGUGAAGAUGGCAAGUUGUUUACAUGGGGAUGGAACCAAAGAGGUACUUUGGGGAAACCACCUGAGACCAAGAGUGAGAAUGUUCCUAGUCAGGUUAAAGCUCUUGCCAAGGUGAAAAUUGCACAGGCCGCGAUUGGUGGGUGGCAUUGCUUAGCUGUUGAUGAUCAAGGCCGCGCUUAUGCUUGGGGUGGUAAUGAGUAUGGGCAGUGUGGUGAAGAUCCUGAGAAGGAUGAAACUGGUAGACUUUUGAGAAGGGACAUUGUAAUACCACAACGUUGUGCACCCAAGCUGAAAGUUCGCCAGGUGGCUGCUGGGGGUACACAUUCAGUGGUCCUUACACGUGAAGGACACGUAUGGACGUGGGGUCAGCCAUGGCCACCUGGAGAUAUUAAGCAAAUAAAUGUCCCUGUUCGAGUACAAGGACCCGAAAAGGUGCAAUUGAUUGCAGCAGGAGCAUUUCAUAAUUUGGCUCUUGAAGAAGAUGGAACCUUAUGGGCAUGGGGAAAUAAUGAAUAUGGACAGCUUGGAACUGGAGAUACUCAACCAAGAUCACAGCCUAUUCGUGUACAAGGGCUUUCUGGUCUUAAACUGGUCGACAUUGCUGCUGGUGGGUGGCAUUCGACUGCGUUGACGAAUGAAGGAGAGGUGUAUGGUUGGGGUAGAGGAGAACAUGGGCGGCUUGGAUUUGGAGAUGACAAGAGCAGUAAAAUGUUGCCACAAAAGGUUCAACUUCUGGCCGGAGAAGAUAUAAUUCAGGUGUCUUGCGGAGGAACGCAUUCAGUUGCACUGACACGAGAUGGACGAAUAUAUUCUUUUGGACGAGGCGAUCAUGGCCGUUUAGGAUAUGGGAGAAAGGUCACUACUGGUCAUCCGAUGGAGGUCCCCAUUAAUCUCCCAUCUCCGAAAAGCGUUAGUGAGGAGGAUAGACCCGAAGGGCGCUGGCGAGCUAACCUCAUAGCUUGCGGUGGUCGACAUACUUUGGCUAUAGUUAAAUGGCAACCUAAUGAUAAUGAAUAAUAAUAAGCUGUUUAUAUGUGAAACUACUCAAUGUUUAAGCAUGGACCUUGUAUUGCCACUUUGUAACAGAAAAAGUUACAUAAAUACACUUGCAACAUAUUUCUGUAUUGGAAACGAUAGUCUUUCGCUCUUCUGAAUAAGCACAAAGCACCAUCAUAUUGGCCAA
Beta vulgaris subsp. vulgaris (sugar beet) is the source of this 1474-nucleotide messenger RNA. Its product is annotated as ultraviolet-B receptor UVR8. Gene Ontology annotation, molecular function: guanyl-nucleotide exchange factor activity. The transcript has 11 exons. Gene Ontology annotation, cellular component: cytoplasm. Lineage: Eukaryota; Viridiplantae; Streptophyta; Magnoliopsida; Caryophyllales; Amaranthaceae. The coding region runs from base 133 to 1308 and encodes 391 amino acids. The record is from RefSeq and is a predicted model, not a curated record.